GAGUUUAAACACAAAUUAACACCGGUUUGCGGUUUGCAUGAUCUGACUGUCACGGAUCGGGUCAAAAAGAUCCGGCACCCACCUAGGUCAGAGUUCUAAACCCUUGUGUUGUGUCGGGGGUUGCUUCACCGGACGAGAGAGACAUAUCUCGAGCAGGGAGAAGCUGAUUUAGGCUGCUUCACCAUGGCUUUCCUUUUUCGGAAAUUUCAGGAGGCAGUAAAAGCUCUUGCAAAGAAUCGUUCAAUUUCUAGGGAUCCAAGGCACCUUCAAUUUGAAGCAGAUAUAAAUAGGCUUUUUCUGUAUACCAGUUACAAUCGGCUAGGAAGAGAUGCUAGUGAAGCAGACAUAGAUGAGAUCAUAGAUAUGACUAAGAAGGCACCUUUCACUGAUCAACAGAAGCAAGUUCAGGAAAAUAUUCAUUCUCAGGUUAACGCGUUUUGUACGCGAAUGGAUGACAUUCUUCUUCCUGAUCACAAGGGCAAGAACGCUCCUCUUGAUUCACAGACAAAUACUGCUCCGAUUCGUAGUGGUCUUAGUCUUGCUGUUGGCAGACAUCCAAGCAUUGCGCCAGGUCAUAGACCUAGUAACACAGCUGUAGCUGAUACAAAGCCUCUGAAACGUGAGGAACUGUCAAAGAGAUUAAAGGAUUUGGUAGGCUACAAUGUUGUGAUAAAGCCAUCUGAAAUUCCACAUAAGGAAGCCGGCCUAGGUUUAUUUGUAGAUGGUGAAGCUGACGUGGGAGAUGUAAUAGCAUUUUACCCUGGUCUAGUUUACUCUCCAGCUUAUUACCGUUAUAUUCCUGGAUAUCCAAGAGUUAAUGCAAACAAUUCUUACCUUAUCACACGCUACGAUGGAAAUGUGAUUAAUGCCCAGCCAUGGGGGGUUGGUGGUGAAUCUCGUGAGCUAUGGGAUUGGUCAACCAGCUCGUUUCCAGUAUCAAAAGACAACAAUGAUAUGAAAGGGUCUGACCGAAUAUGGAAGAUGCUCAGUAAGCCUCUGGACCCGACACGAACAACAGGUGCUGGUGAUAUUCUGGAGCUUCGAAAUCCUCUUGCAUUUGCUCACUUUGCGAACCACCCUGGAAAAGAUAUGAGCCCAAAUGUAAUGGUUUGUUCUUAUGAUUUCCCGUUAAGUGAGGUGAAGAUGAGGCCUUAUAUACCAAAUGUAGCGUUUGGUGGCGGCAGAGAAGAAGUAAAAAUGAAGAAGUAUGGUACUUUCUGGUUUAAGUCUUGGGGUGGUGGUGGUUCGGAUGCUCCUCCUCCUCCGAGUCUUAAGAGUAUUGUACUUGUGGCAACGAGGAAACUUUGUGGAGAGGAAGUGCUUCUCAAUUACAGACUCAGUAACUCGAAACUACGACCUUCUUGGUAUACUCCAGUAGAUGAGGAAGAAGAUCGAAGAAGGUGGAGUUAAAUAAGAUUUUUAUCUUUGAAUAUUUUCUUUCUUUCUUGUGUUUAAUGCUUUAAAUGUGGUAAUUUUUUAAGAAAUAAAUACAGUAGGUGGAUUGAUUUUUGACAAUUACAAUUAACAAUCACCUUAUAUUUUUGCCAAUUUUUUUUCAAUGUUGUCUAUGACAAGUUGACACUAUAACAUGUUUUUUCGGUGCAAAAUUAGUUAAAAGUCAAGCCUACCUUGAUUUUCCUUUUUAUUAUGACGUUGCUUCCUUAUAAUAAUUGCUCAUCAAUUAAGAUGGCAUUAUAUUUUGCA
Messenger RNA from Impatiens glandulifera, 1704 nucleotides. RefSeq lists its product as uncharacterized. The transcript has 4 exons. The record is from RefSeq and is a predicted model, not a curated record. The coding region runs from base 184 to 1410 and encodes 408 amino acids. Lineage: Eukaryota; Viridiplantae; Streptophyta; Magnoliopsida; Ericales; Balsaminaceae.